Capronia coronata CBS 617.96 is the source of this 1332-nucleotide messenger RNA. RefSeq lists its product as uncharacterized. Gene Ontology annotation, biological process: amino acid transmembrane transport. The transcript is spliced from 3 exons. The record is from RefSeq and is a predicted model, not a curated record. Gene Ontology annotation, cellular component: vacuolar membrane. Lineage: Eukaryota; Fungi; Ascomycota; Eurotiomycetes; Chaetothyriales; Herpotrichiellaceae. Bases 1 to 1332 code for a protein of 443 amino acids. Gene Ontology annotation, molecular function: amino acid transmembrane transporter activity.
AUGGAUUACUCGACGGCAGAGAAGAGCCCAAUCACCCCCAUGGUCGGCGAGCCCCAUGACAUGGAAGCAGACCUCAAGGAUGGCAGCUCCAACAACGACCUCGAGACACAGGAGGUCUUCCGCAAGGAAGAGGGAAAGGUCGACUUCCGCACCAUCACCUGGCAACGCCUGAUCAUUCUCCUUCUCAAGGUCCAAGUCUCCACUGGUGUCCUGGGUAUCCCGGGAGCCAUGGGAUCUCUCGGUGCCGUGCCGGGGGCGUUGGUCAUUGUCGGCUGGCAAGCCUUGAAUACCUAUACCGCAUGCAUCCUGAUCGAUUUCCGCAACAGGCACCCUCAAUGCCACACCCUCGUCGACAUGUGCGGCUUGAUGUGGGGAAGAAUCGGGCGUGAGUUCGUGGGGUUCAUAUUUGUGGUCGCCUUCGUGCUCUGCAGCGGAUCCGGACUGCUGGGCAUCUCGGUUGCACUCAACGCACUCAGCGAGCACGGCGCCUGUAGCGUGUGGUUCAGCUUCGUCGGCAUGGUCAUGAUCAUCAUGUAUUCGUCUAUCCGCACCUGGGACCGAAUGACCUGGCCCAUGACGGCCGGGUUCAUCUGCGUCAUGGCCGGUGUCCUGUCUGUCGUGAUCGGGGUGUCGCUGCGAGACCGACCCGCGGCCGCGCCACAGACCGGGCCCUUUGAGCUGGGAUUCCACGUCGUCGCGCACGCCGACUUCGCCGCCGGCAUUACCGCUUGUGCCACCAUCUUUGUCGCCUCCGCCGGAGGCCCUGUCUACGUCCCCAUCAUCGCCGAGAUGAAGCGGCCUCAGGACUACCGCAAGGCUGUGAUCCCCGUCGGCUUCAUCGUCGCCUCCAUUUACCUGGCCUUCUCCAUGGUCAUCUACUACUACUGCGGCGUGUGGAUUGCCACCCCGUCCCUCGGCAGCGCCGGUGUCCUGGUGAAGAAGGUCGCCUACGGCAUCGCCCUGCCCAGCUUGAUCAUCAGCGGCGGCAUCUUCAACCAUUCGGCCGCAAAGUAUGCCUUUGUCCGCCUGAUGCGUAACAGCCCGCAUUUCCAGUCCAACACAUGGCAACACUGGUCCACUUGGGUCGGUCUCAACAUCAUUUUCGGCUUCUUGGCCUUCGUUUUCGCCGAGGCGAUCCCCGUCUUCAACUACCUGCUUGCCUUGACCGGCUCCUUCGCCUUUGCGCCCAUGAGCUUGAUCUUUCCGGCCUUCAUGUGGAUGUACGACGAUGGCCGCCCGGCACUUGCCCGGGGCUGGACUGGAAAAUUGGCGUGGGCCUUUCACAUCUUGAUCCUGCUCAUUGGAGCUUUUCUGGUCGUGGGCGGAAUGUGA